This is a messenger RNA of Penicillium maclennaniae, 3369 nucleotides long. RefSeq lists its product as uncharacterized. The record is from RefSeq and is a predicted model, not a curated record. The transcript has 11 exons. Bases 1 to 3369 code for a protein of 1122 amino acids. Gene Ontology annotation, cellular component: membrane. Gene Ontology annotation, biological process: regulation of DNA-templated transcription; iron ion transmembrane transport. NCBI's taxonomy places the organism in Eukaryota, Fungi, Ascomycota, Eurotiomycetes, Eurotiales, Aspergillaceae. Gene Ontology annotation, molecular function: DNA-binding transcription factor activity, RNA polymerase II-specific; zinc ion binding; iron ion transmembrane transporter activity.
AUGUAUGCUGAGGAGAGGCUCUCGGGGCCAAGUCGGAUACCCGAGAACGACUCUCACCAGUCCGAACCACCCUUGUCCUCUGCAGACGAUGCCGCACUCGUACCUGACGGCUCAGCCACAGGAUCUCGAUCUGUAUUAAUGCGACUGUAUAUUUCGCAUACUCUCUCAGCAUGGAACUCCCGGAUGUUCGAAUUCGGCGCGGUGCUCUUUCUGGCGUCUAUCUUUCCCGGCACCCUGCUUUACGCGUCGAUAUAUGCCCUCGUUCGGGCUCUAUCGGCUGUUGCGCUAUCAUCUUGGCUUGGUGCACGAGUGGACAGUCUUGAUCGCCUAGUAGCCGUGAGACAUUCAAUUGUAUGGCAGAGAGUCCCCGUUGCGGCGUCUUGCUUGUGCUUUGUCGUUCUUCUGAGAUGUACGGACUCAUGGAUCACUACGUCUCUUUUAUUUGUUGUGGUUGGCUUUCUGGCCUGUCUAGAGAAGUUGGCUUCCACAGCUAACACUGUGGCCGUGGAGAGAGAUUGGGCUAUAGUCAUUUCUGAGAGUAUUAAUGAGCCUCGGCAAGACCUCAAUGCAUCGAUGAGGCGAAUCGAUCUCUUUUGCAAGUUACUUGGACCUCUGUUCAUCUCAUUUGUCCAAAGCUACUCUACUCAAGUCGCCAUUUGGACAAUCUUUGGUCUGAACAUGGCAUCAGUCCUGAUCGAGUAUUUUGCCAUUGCCCAGGUUUAUCAAUCAGUCCCCGCCUUGAAGAGGGCCACGCCCGUGCUCCGCGGAGAUGACACUGACGAAGCCACGAGGGAUCACUCCCAGCAACGUCAAAGCAUUUUAAAUCACUUGCGAAAGGUAUCUGAGCCAUGUUUCGAGUAUAUCGGAAGUCCUGUGUUCCUCGCGUCGUUCGCAUUAAGCCUGCUUUACCUUACAGUGCUCUCUUUUGGCGCUACAAUGGUCACAUACCUUCUCGAAAGCGGAUUCAGUUCGCUGGAGGUCAGUUUCAUGCGUAUUGGAUCUGUGGCAGCCGAGCUAUCGGGUACUUGGACUGCGCCACUGAUUAUGAACAAGAUUGGACCCAUCCGAUCUGGACUGUGGUUCCUGAACUGGCAGCUUUGCUGUGUCGCUGGCGUGACAGCUACCUUUCUGAUUUGGGACUCGAGCUUCAAAUUAGUUGCAGGCAGCUUGGUUGUAGGCGUCGCUUUGAGCCGAAUUGGUCUUUGGGGCUUUGAUUUGUCGGUACAGUUUCUGGUGCAGGAUAAUGUCCCGGAACAUGCUCGGGCACGUUUUUCUGCCACUGAGAUGGCACUGCAGAAUAUCUUUGAGAUGCUCUCUUUUGCGUCUACUAUAGUCUUUCAUCUGCCGAGCCAAUUCCAGUAUCCAGUGAUGAUUAGCAACGGAGCAGUUGCGCUGGCUGCCAUAUGCUUCGCAGCGUAUGUGCGCAAAGAACGUGGUCAUCUUUUGCACAGAUCCAAGUGCUUAGGAGGCGACAAGGUGCCGAGCCCCGAGCUCUCCACUAUCCGCAAGUCGUGGUUCGCAAUUGCGGGGAAGGCGAGCCACGCACACGUCGAGAAGUCACUGUCGACUAUGCCCCACGCCCCCAGGGCCGAGUUCGAUCAUGGAGGUGCCCAAAGCCCGGGGAGCAGAGCUCGUAAAGUGCGCUGCGACGAGACCAAACCAAGCUGCGCCAACUGCGAUCGACUGCGUUUGCGAUGCGUCUACAAACCGCCCAUUGCGCUGGGUUCCUGGGCUUCGUCUCAUCGCUCUGUUGAGUCGCCUGCAACGCUUGCGCAUCGUAUGACACAGACGGCUCCCACGCCUGCCUUGGGCCCUGCUACGGCGGCGUCUGCAGUCGCGGCUGCGUCGCAGCGCUCGCCGGAUCUGAACUUCUUCGGAACUGUGCUUCGCUCGGACAACCAACACCGGGGGGGCCCAUUUGAUAUGCUUGGGUUUAUGGGAGGGAUUACAUCGGAGUUGGAGCAGAAACAUCUCGACUUGACAAGCGGGUUGUCGGCGUUCACGACCACGCCGUCCACACAGUCACUAUCUGCAAGCAUGACUACGAGUGUCACGGAUGAUGGGCAGAUUACUGCUGAAACACGCACGCCUCUCAGUCCUGACGGUACAUCGUCGCUAGCGGACGGAAUGUCGAUUGGGAGCACUUCGGACGCUGCCACUACACGUGGGAGUUGGUCCGACCCCGGUAGUAUUACAUAUGAAGAGCAGUUGCUUCAGCAUUUUCUAGCCAUGGACCCUCCGGCGGCUAUCUUUGGACCUGUUUCGAUGGAAUGGAAGUACGUACGGCCUUCCGUGCUGGUCCAUGCACAAGACUUUAGUCCCCUGCUGAAUGCGUUGCAAUGCUAUUCAGAUGUUCAUAAAGCUCUGUUGGAGGGAAAGCGCUGGCGCUGGGCUCCCACAUAUUACCGAGUUGCUAGUUCUGAAAUGCAGGCUUGCUUACUUGGAGAUGUGAAUGACUCGACUCUGGUCAAGGCCUUUGCGACUGUGUUUUUCCUGAUGUUAUCCGAGGUAAGGUCUCUCCUCUUCUCCCGAGUUGUUUUCGCCAAGCACAUCCUUUCUCCAUUCAUCAUAUCUUCUAUUACAACGGUUCAACGAUCCCUUCCGAGACCAAACCCCCCCCAAUCGUCUCGAAUACCUUUGACCGAUGAUGAUAAGACCGAAGACCUAUUCCGCAGCCCCAGCUAUCUGAUCCACGAGGCGAUCGUGGGCCCAGCUUUCCGUUUCUUUGUGCAGGCACAACAAGUCGUACGACGAAUAGUCUGCAUAGAUCUACACCAUCGCAGUCGUGGCACACUUAGCGAUGAGUUCGAAGUCCUCCAAAUAGCCCAUAAAGUUGGUGCAGAUCUCGAAGCACUAUGGCAUCAACGGCCAUCUGUGAUUGAUGUAUAUGAACAACCAGAAGCAUUGACCGACACGCUCUGCGCUCCCAUGGCCCGCGAAGUAUGCCGCACAUUCAGGCAAUACGUGGUCAACUUUCUCGCAAAUUUUAUCUACUUGCAUCGAGUUGCAUUUGCCAUUUACCCCCGUACAGAUCGCGUCAACGGUGCCGUCGAUCAGAUCAUCCACCUAGCCACCGUCGAGUCUGCAGAAGCAGGUACUAUUCAUCUUCCCGUUAGCUUCCUAUGGCCUUUAUUCGUUGCCGGUCUAGAAGGCUCACCUGAGCAACGCCAGUGGAUUGUACAAGAAAUGCAGCGCAUGGCGGCUACCGAAGACACUGAACCCUCUGCCUCGAUGACUCGUCACCCAGCUGCGGAUAAGGUCAUGAUAUUGUUAGAGGAAAUGACACGCCGACAGGAUGCCUCGCGCACAUGGGCAGACUCACGAUUUGUGCGGCGAGAGCUCUUCCCAGACUUUUUCGUCAUGAUAUAG